AUGGCCGUCAACACGGAUAGCGCGGUGCUGGUCCAAAGGGACCCGUCAAGCAACGGAGACUUCUACGACACCGAGAAGUUGUUGAGCGCAGGCGGCGCGCACCCUCCGGGCGGCCCCGGCGCAGUCGGCCCUGCGGUCAGACGGCCGUCCGACUCGCUGGACGUCCGGGCCAGCGUCCGCUCGCUGGACGCCGAGCAGAACGGUCACCGUUCGCCGCUCAAGUCCGGCUCGGUGGGCCAGCUGGCGGCCGCGCCCAGGUCAUCGUCUCGCCUCAGUCUGGCGUCCAGCGUGCCGCCCGGUCCGGUGCCGCCCAGCUACCUGUGGCUGGCCGUCCUGUCGUGCCUCUGCCCCGGCGUGCCGCUCAACGUUUGCGCGCUGUGGUACGCCAGCGUGUCCCGCUCGGUGCUGAACAACGGGGACGUGGAGGCGGCACGCAAGUAUGGCCGUGUGUCUUUGCUGCUCAGCUGUUUGGCCAUGCUGCUGGGCGUGGCUGUCAUCGUCUUCAUCGUCUUCACCAUCGGUAAGGAGCUCGGUCAUUGGAACUCCAGCACAAACCCUAACCUCAGCAGGAGCAGCAUCACCACCUCCUUUGGACUCUGUCCGAAAUUUUGCACAAGGAAGGAGAAAGAGGAGGAAAAGCACAAAUCAAGAAGAACUGAUGUGACUGAAGACGAGUGA
Nerophis lumbriciformis (worm pipefish) is the source of this 678-nucleotide messenger RNA. The record is from RefSeq and is a predicted model, not a curated record. NCBI's taxonomy places the organism in Eukaryota, Metazoa, Chordata, Actinopteri, Syngnathiformes, Syngnathidae.